Molecule: messenger RNA, 1148 nt
Organism: Notothenia coriiceps (black rockcod)
Lineage: Eukaryota; Metazoa; Chordata; Actinopteri; Perciformes; Nototheniidae
Product: tyrosine-protein kinase receptor UFO-like
Exons: 10
Molecular function (GO): protein binding
Source: RefSeq, a predicted model, not a curated record
AUGUCUCUUGUUUCGCUCACGAGCACGACUCCAGGUCCACAUUACCGUCGGCAGGUGUGCCGCGACACAACUUCGAACGGCCACUCGAAAUCAGACUUUGAGCUGGUUGUUGGUUUGAACAGGACCAGCACUUUUUCCUGUGAGGCCCACAACCGCAAAGGCGUGGCCACCUCUGGAUCUGGAACCAUCACGGUCCUCCCAUCAAAGCCUCAGAAUCUGCAAGCUUUGGAGAUCACUCCGACUAGUCUACAUAUAUCAUGGCAGCCCGGUUUUGGAGGCGACUACCCAAUAAUCCGCUGCUCUAUUCAGGCCAAACACUCGGGAGAAACCUUCACAGGAGGCCCAGAUAAGAUGAUCCACAAUCAGAACGUGAACAUCCCCCCAGCCUCGCACCUGAUCGGGGGCCUGGAACCCCACAGCCUGUACGCAGUGAGGGUGGCCUGCCACAGCAGCCAGGGCCCCUCCGCCUGGACCCCCUGGGUGGAGCUGCACACCAAAGAAGGAGUGCCAGAUCACCCGCCCGUUAACGUUAGCGCUGUGCUGAACGGGACAGACGUGCUGCUGACAUGGGAGGGGCCCCCAGGAAAGCUGAAUGGAGAACUGCAGGGCUACAUGGUGGAGUACAGCGCCCCCAACGCUCAGCAGUUUGUUGUGGACACUGGAUUGGACACCGAGCUGUCAAUCAAUCUGUCUGUCCCCCUGUCCAAUGUGACCUUUCGAGUGUGUGCCUAUACAGGGGUGGGGCAAGGACCCUGGACCCCCACACAGACCCUGACCCUUAUUACUCCUGAAAUGGAGGAAUUCAGAGGCCCGUCAACUCCCCCGGCUUUUUCCUGGCACUGGUGGUAUGUGGUGAUGGCCAUCGCCGGCGCCGUGUCCAUCGCUGUGCUCAUGGCUGUUUAUGUGGCCAAGCUGCGGCGCAAAGAGACGCGUUUUGGAGAGGCGUUUGAACCCAUGAUGGAGAGCGGAGAGCUGGUGGUCAGGUACCGCGCCCGCCGCACGUACAGCCGAAGGACCACAGAAGCAACAUACGACACCACAGUGGUCAGGCUUGUCAGCAACAAUGACGAGACGGCAUACAGGGAAGAGGUUGAACAUCUGGCAGAGUGGUGCGCUAACAACAACCUGGCUCUCAACACCAAGAAGAC